AUGCAUGGCCUUACAUACACAGUGAAGCAAGUUCACUUCGAACCCGAGACAGCCAACAACGAGUCGCGCCGAAUCAUCGACGCUGCUGUUGAACGAGGGCUUGCUGCUGAUCGGAUAACCUAUGUGAUCGAUAAUGCUCCAGCGCAUUCGCGCCUGGAGGAGGAGAUCCAGAACUUCUAUCCAGGUCUGCAAGUACUCAGACUUGGUCCCUAUUCGCCUUUUCUCGACCCCGUCGAGGGAUGUUGGUCGACAGUGAAAGCAAAUUUGAAGCGUCGAAUCGUGGGGGGUCUCGAAGAGCUCUUAAACGUCCCUGAUGGACAGACGCAACGAGAACAUCGCGCUCAAUGUCUGAUACGGUGGGCAACCGACGCGUUCCUAGAAUUAACCCAUCAAAAGGUUCUCAACUUCGUCAACAACUGCGCCGCAUACUACGCGCCUGCCUUGGAACGGAGGGCGAUUCAGUUCUGA
Messenger RNA from Perkinsus marinus ATCC 50983, 468 nucleotides. RefSeq lists its product as hypothetical. Gene Ontology annotation, molecular function: nucleic acid binding. Lineage: Eukaryota; Perkinsozoa; Perkinsida; Perkinsidae. The transcript has 2 exons. The record is from RefSeq and is a predicted model, not a curated record. Bases 1 to 468 code for a protein of 155 amino acids.